UUUGGCGGGACUCGUUUUGUGUUUUGUCUGAGGAAAAAUCUAUUUAAUUAAUUUUUAAUAAAUUAAAAACCUUCAUUUGAAGGGAUUUAACAAAAAAACUUAAAAUUGCAUCAAACGAAAUGAAAGUAUCAUUAGAAUGGAAGCGACGUGUAAAAGUAGAAUAUUUAAAAAUACGCCAAAAGAAACGAUACAAGCGUGCCGACGAAAUAAAAGAAUUGUGGAUCAAGAAUUGGGAUGAGCAUAAUUAUGAUGAACAAGAAAUAUGGUGCGAUUCUAAAGUCUGGGAUCCACAACCAAUCGAUCAACCGCAUAUCGACUGUAUGAAGAACGCCGAGGUUACUACCAGCGAUGGUACAACACCUCAAAAAGUUCCAAUAUGCAUAAUUAAUGCUGUCACGCCCAUUCCCACAAUGUACACUUGGGCACCAACUCAACAGAAUUUCAUGGUUGAGGAUGAAACUGUUUUACACAACAUUCCUUAUAUGGGCGAUGAAGUUCUCGAUCAGGAUGGCAAGUUCAUUGAAGAACUGAUAAAGAAUUACGAUGGCAAGGUUCAUGGGGACAAGGAUCCAUCAUUUAUGGAUGAUACGAUAUUUAUUGAGUUGGUUCAUGCUUUGAUGAAGAAUUAUUCAGAGGAUACUGAAGAUGGUAAUGAAUCACCAUCAAAACCGGAGGUGGUUAAAAAAGAUCCAGAAGCUAAAGAGGAGACGCCUAAAGAUGCGGCGGCAUCUUCUGGUGCUGAAAAGUUGGCAUUCCCAAGGCCAAUUAUAUUCCAUGCAAUUAGCGCUAAUUUUUCUGAUAAAGGAACUCCUCAAGAGUUGAAAGAAAAAUAUAUUGAAUUAACAGAGCGUCAGGAUCCGGAACGCCCACAGGAAUGUACACCCAAUGUCGAUGGGGAGAAGGCAGAAAGUGUGUCUCGCGAAAAGACUUUGCAUUCAUUCCACACACUCUUCUGUAGACGGUGCUUUAAGUACGAUUGUUUCCUUCACCGUCUCCAAUCGAGUCAUGCAGGACCAAAUUUGCAAAAGCGACGAUUCCCAGAGUUGAAACCAUUCACAGAUCCAUGCGGGAAUACUUGUUAUAUGCUUUUGGAAGGAAUGAAAGAGAAAUUAGCAGCUGAUAGUAAAUCUCAAGCAGCCGAUUCAGGCAAUGAGAUAAGUUCGGAAGAUAGUAAUGAUAGCAACAGUCAGUAUAGCAAUAAAGAAUUUAAUGCAGAGAACAAAGACACAGGCAAUCCCAGUAUAACAGCAUCUUCAGCUGAAAUAAAUUCCAUGAUAACCGACAUGAUGAAUAAGUCUAAUACAAAAUGUGACUGGACCGGUGCUGAUCAAUCUUUAUUCCGUGCUCUUCAUACAGUCUUUUUGAAGAACUACUGCGCUAUUGCACAGGCAAUGCUUACAAAAACAUGCCAGCAGGUCUAUGAAUUUGCACAAAAAGAAGCUGCCGACUUGAGUAUUGAAGAAAUGCGUCAAGAUUUCACACCACCACGCAAGAAGAAGAAGAAGCAACGUCUCUGGUCCCUGCAUUGCCGAAAGAUUCAACUCAAAAAGGAUUCUACUUCGAAUCAUGUAUACAAUUACACUCCAUGCGAUCACGCUGGCCCGUGUGAUGCCGGCUGCUCUUGUAUUCAGACGCAGAACUUUUGCGAGAAAUUCUGCAAUUGUAGUAAUGAUUGCCAAAAUCGUUUCCCCGGAUGCCGAUGCAAAGCUCAGUGUAACACCAAGCAAUGUCCAUGCUAUUUGGCAGUGCGUGAAUGUGAUCCGGACCUGUGUCAAACAUGUGGAGCAGAUCAAUUCAAUUUGACGAGAAUAACCUGCAAAAACGUUAGUGUGCAACGGCAGCUGCAUAAACAUUUAUUAAUGGCACCAUCUGAUGUAGCCGGCUGGGGUAUUUUCCUCAAAGAGGGGGCCCAAAAAAAUGAGUUCAUUUCGGAAUACUGUGGUGAAAUUAUUUCACAAGACGAAGCUGAUCGACGUGGAAAGGUCUACGACAAGUACAUGUGCAGUUUUCUAUUUAAUCUUAAUAAUGACUUUGUGGUCGAUGCCACUCGUAAAGGUAACAAGAUUCGUUUCGCAAAUCAUUCGAUAAAUCCGAAUUGUUAUGCAAAAGUUAUGAUGGUCACUGGUGAUCAUAGGAUUGGAAUUUUUGCCAAGCGGGCCAUUCAGCCCGGUGAAGAACUCUUCUUCGACUAUAGAUAUGGUCCAACAGAGCAGUUGAAAUUCGUCGGCAUUGAGCGAGAAAUGGAAAUCGUUUAGAAAAUUAUGUAUUUUUAUUUUUUUAAAUUAAAGACACAGGAAAAAGUAAUAUUAAAUUAUGUGUUAACGAUUUUAAAAGAUUUUUUUUUUGUUUUUGGAGAGGAAAGGUUUUUGUUCGAAUAAAUAAAACCGCUUUUAAUCAAAUGAUAUCAGAAAA
Molecule: messenger RNA, 2412 nt
Organism: Episyrphus balteatus (marmalade hoverfly)
Lineage: Eukaryota; Metazoa; Arthropoda; Insecta; Diptera; Syrphidae
Gene: E(z)
Product: histone-lysine N-methyltransferase E(z)
Exons: 9
Coding region: 120-2255 (711 amino acids)
Biological process (GO): chromatin remodeling
Molecular function (GO): protein binding; histone H3K27 methyltransferase activity
Source: RefSeq, a predicted model, not a curated record